Messenger RNA from Tribolium castaneum (red flour beetle), 2077 nucleotides. RefSeq lists its product as uncharacterized. NCBI's taxonomy places the organism in Eukaryota, Metazoa, Arthropoda, Insecta, Coleoptera, Tenebrionidae. Gene Ontology annotation, molecular function: polynucleotide 5'-hydroxyl-kinase activity. Gene Ontology annotation, cellular component: nucleus. The transcript is spliced from 4 exons. The record is from RefSeq and is a predicted model, not a curated record. Bases 113 to 2059 code for a protein of 648 amino acids. Gene Ontology annotation, biological process: cleavage in ITS2 between 5.8S rRNA and LSU-rRNA of tricistronic rRNA transcript (SSU-rRNA, 5.8S rRNA, LSU-rRNA).
GCCCUGUUGUUACCAUCUGUCAAAUUGAUACACGUUUUUAUAGGUUAAAAAAAUACUGGUUGUUAUAUUAAGUGAAUGAAAUACAACUUGAUUUCUUAAGCAUUAACUAAAAAUGGACAAAAGGCAGUCAAAUAAUCAAGUUGGGCGUAAAAGAAAGUCAAAAAGUUGUCGAAAAGAGAAGAAAUGGAAAUGUUCAAAUGCCACGAAAAGUCAUUUGUUCAAAGAAGCUACUUUUGAUUCAUCGAGUGAUGAAAACAACGUAUCUUGUGUUAAAUUAUCUGAUUCGUUUAAAUUUACUAUGAGUUUGGAUCUAAAACCAUCAAAAUCUGAAAUAGACGAAGCUAUUGAAAAUGAAUUAUUUAAUGCUGAAGCUCCGACUUUAAGUGAAUAUAGUUUUAAGACUGUAUCAGAUGAAGAGGAAGACGAAUUGCAUAAUUCGGUUGUUGACGAAUUUAAAGAUGAAAGUGUAUUAGAUGAAAGUUCAGUAAUUGUGUCGGUGGAUUCAAACCGUGUCGAAAAAAACGAAAAAAAACACAAAGUAUCGCAGCCAAGGCUUGAAAAUGAGUUCGGUAAAAACGUUCAAUAUUGUUACACAAGUGAUGGAAUUGUUGUUGUAUUGGACAAAAACGAAAUUGUGUACAUCCAUGGCCUUUGUUUACUUUCCGUUUUACAUGGCCAAGUUGAAAUUUUAGGGCACAUAAUGGAUAAAAACAGUGGAGAAGCGAAAAUCUAUUCACCUCGAGGCAGUGCACUUCUCUUUUUGAAAAAUGUAACCGAAUCAGAUGUGCCUGCACCUAAUUAUUUACUCAAUUUGAAAAUUUCAACGAUUAAAUUAACACAACAUUGUGCGGUAGUCCUUUGCAAACAGCUCAAUGAUUCAAAUAUUUCAUUUAUCGAGAAACACAUUUCUCAACAAAUUCUUCAAAGGUGUGACGAAAACGACCAUUUACCACGAAUUACGUUUCAUCCACAAGAAGGCAGUUGGAAUUUAAUUAAAACCGAUAAGAGUUGGGAGAAAAUUGUUGAUACAAUAACGCCGCAUACGAAAAUGAUGAUUUGUGGUGGAAAAGGAGUGGGAAAAACAACUUUUUUGCGUUAUGCAUUAAACAGGCUUUUAAUGAAAUUUAAAAAAAUCAGAGUGAUUGAUUUAGAUCCAGGCCAGGCCGAGUUCACUGUUCCAGGUUGUGUUUCAGUUAUUGAAAUUACGGAACCUGUUUUCGGAGUCAAUUACACGCAUUUGCAAAAAGCACAAAGGUCGAUUCUUUCAAAUAUAAAUAUUGCCUAUGAGCCUGACAAAUACAUCGCUAGUAUUAAGGAGUUGUUGUUAGAAAAACAUUUCGAGGAAAUUCCGACUCUAGUAAAUUACAUGGGCUAUACACAUGGCAUGGGACUUAAUAUACUUUCAGCCGUAAUCAUUCAUGUUCAACCAACAGAUAUUUUACAAAUCUCUAGUCGCGAUUCAAAGAAAAAUUAUAAGAGUGUUUUAGAAACGGAUAUUGUAGCGGAAAAAGCACAAUUGUUUGUUUCAAAUUUGAAAAAUCUUCAUUAUAAUUUACAUCAAAUUGAAUCAAAGUGUGAUGAAAAUGAUGGUUGGACUGCUGAACCAAGACAAUUAAGAGAAAUGACUAUCUUGGCUUAUAUACGCGAGAUGAUUAACUCUGAUUCAGUUUUUAAAACAAACGCUCCACUAUGCAGAAUAAGUUUAAAUGAUGUAAGCAUUACUGAUUUGAACGGAAAUGAAAUACCUCCAGCGGCUGUAAAUGCAUGUUUUGUUGCGUUAUGUAAACAAGUCGCUGAAAUGCCCAUUUUUGAAUGCCUGGGAUGGGGUAUUAUUCGAGGAGUGGACGUAAUUAACAAUUUUUUGGUGUUACUAACAUCAGAAAAAUUGCAAAUUUUGGAUAAAGUGAGCCAUUUAGUAAUGGGUGGAGGAGCUGCUUUACCUCCUUCAAUACACAUGACACCGGAUGAAGUGACUGGACCUAUACCUUAUGUAAUCGAAGGCGUUUUAAUGUCUUUCGGACAAAUACCAAAACGCUCCCGAAUUUCUGCUAAAAAAUAAAAAUCAAAUAAAACUUGG